AUGGAGUCCGGUGUCUCCAAGCAAAUGCAUUGUCUUAUUCGAUCAGGCAGGAUCAAUGUGUACAAAGCUCACGCGCCAUCUACGGCACAAGAGCCUUUGUUGACGUUUGUUCUGGACCCUGCUGCUAAGAUUACGAAGCAUGGACAUCGACCUGGACUGAUGGUUCGAGGGGCAGUGGCCACGCAAUUCGAUAAUGACGAGGAGAUCAUGCCGUUCAGUCAGAACGUCGCUGACUCUGAUACACUGCUUGCCAUGCUGCACCGAGCCAACCCAAAGUUUCCUGUCAGCAGGGACGACUUGGAAACUGCCUCAGGAAGUCCUCCAGCGACAAAAGCCCACCGCGGUGAGGAAGGGUUGGCGGCUCCAACCCUUUCUGCAGAGAAGGUCGGAUCGGACUCAGAGCCAGACCAAGCUCUGGAUACGCCCCAGAGAUCGACGGAAUAUGCGCAAGUCCAUCCUGGCCUGAGCGCAUUACAACUCAAGAUGCAGAGGCUGAACGAAGCUGCAUCCAGGUUCAACCUUGAAUCGCCUGAGCAUCAGGCCGCUAUAAUCCGCCAGCUUGGGGACGAUGGAUUUCUACCCACCAGUACACAGCCCUUGAACCAAGGUGAAGAAUCUGACUGGACGAUUUAG
Messenger RNA from Macroventuria anomochaeta, 633 nucleotides. RefSeq lists its product as uncharacterized. The coding region runs from base 1 to 633 and encodes 210 amino acids. Lineage: Eukaryota; Fungi; Ascomycota; Dothideomycetes; Pleosporales; Didymellaceae. The transcript has a single exon. The record is from RefSeq and is a predicted model, not a curated record.